AUGGAUGUGUUGGCGUUCAGACGUCUGAGCGCGAUGAUGAAUACGUUUGAGAAGAAUGUGGAGACGCACGGGAUCGCGAGACAGGUGGUGGUGAUCACGGCUGGGGCGGAUACGCGGGCGUUUCGAUUGCCGUUUCCGAGCGGAACGGCGAUUUUCGAGUGCGCGGACGGGACGGUGCACACGAAAGCGGCAGCCGUGAUGAAGAAAGUUGGGGCGAAACCUUCGAAGGGGUGCUCGCACAGGCGCGUGCCGGUGGAUGCGACCGCGACAGACGCGGCUUAUGGUGAUUUAGAGGAACGUUUGGAACGCGCGGGAUACCGCCCAGACGUGCGCUCGUUGUGGUUGGUGCAAGACGUACACGCGUGGGAUCACUCGCGGUUGUCGAAUUUCAUCACCGAAAGUGCGGAUUUGAUGACAACCGGGAGCGAACUCAUCAUAGACGCCAGCGCGUUGACGUCGACGGACGACAUCAUUCGUCGAGAAUUUGCGUCAAACGGCGUCAUGCCCGAAGUCGUGCGCAUCCCCGCCGACGAAGGUCGAGAGCCCAUUCGUUUAGUCUUAGGAUGCGCCCAGCGAGUGUCGCUGAAGGAGUCGGAGUAUUAUCGUGAGCAAUUGCGCGCCGCCGAGGACGAGGCUGACGAAGACGGCUUUGAGGACUGA
Molecule: messenger RNA, 660 nt
Organism: Ostreococcus lucimarinus CCE9901
Lineage: Eukaryota; Viridiplantae; Chlorophyta; Mamiellophyceae; Mamiellales; Bathycoccaceae
Exons: 1
Coding region: 1-660 (219 amino acids)
Biological process (GO): methylation
Molecular function (GO): methyltransferase activity
Source: RefSeq, a predicted model, not a curated record